Gasterosteus aculeatus aculeatus (three-spined stickleback) is the source of this 965-nucleotide messenger RNA. The record is from RefSeq and is a predicted model, not a curated record. Lineage: Eukaryota; Metazoa; Chordata; Actinopteri; Perciformes; Gasterosteidae.
UGUCGCCGGCAGAGGGCGUCGUCUCCCGGUAAAGUCUCCUGCGGACUGCGCCGAUGCGCGUUGCUUGUCGGAAGUACCGGUUCCACCGUUUCGUGUCCUCUCGGGAGACGUAUGGACAGGCGCGUGUAGCAGGAUGGAGAGCAGCAAUAAUGCCUCAGCCCAGAGUGAUGCUAGUGGUGACGGGAGAUGAUUUUGGCUACUGCUCCAGGAGGAACCAGGGGAUCGUGGACUGCUUCCAGGCUGGAGGCAUUUCCAAUGUGUCGCUGCUGGUUAACGCCUGUGCUGCCAAAGAAGCAGCGGACCUGGCAAAAAGGCACGGCAUUCCCAUCGGCCUCCACGCCAACCUGUCCGAAGGCGUUCCGGUGUGUCAGCAGGCCUCCACACUGACCAACCAGCACGGCUUCUUCCGUGGGAAGAUGGGCUUCCGUCAGGCCCUGGAGAGGGGUCAGCUCGGCAUGUGGCAGCCACCGUCGCAUGUUGGCUGGAGGCAAAAGAAAGAAACCACAAAGACAACACAAACUUCACUCUGGCAAAAACAAGUCUAAAGGUCCACUGCAGGGACAACCACCGUCAGAUCCACAAAAGCCUGUGGGGAGGGAAAGCACAAAGACUUUAGGAAAGGGUAAUGUUGGUUUAUGACAGUAAUAAUAAUAUGGUUAAUAUUUCAAAUGAUGAUGAUAGGAGUAGCAGGUGUCAGCAGGGCCACGGUAGGUGGCAGGAACAGGGUUCAGAUUGAACCAUGAUCCAUUGAAACUAUGAGGCAAGAAAGCACAAAUACUUGAAAGAAAAAGUUAGUGAUGCGCAUUAAUGUUUACAGCAAUAGAAAUGGGAAUAUCAAUGGUGUUGGAAGUGGCAGGUGUCCACGAGCCAGGCAGGAGUCAGGACCAGGGGGAGAAGCUGAAUUAGUCAUGUGCAUUAAUAAAACGUGGAUUAUUGUAGAAGGUGAAAGUGAGAGAGGAGCUCGG